This is a messenger RNA of Coregonus clupeaformis (lake whitefish), 4281 nucleotides long. RefSeq names its product E3 ubiquitin-protein ligase RNF19B-like. The transcript is spliced from 9 exons. Gene Ontology annotation, molecular function: ubiquitin conjugating enzyme binding; ubiquitin protein ligase activity; zinc ion binding. NCBI's taxonomy places the organism in Eukaryota, Metazoa, Chordata, Actinopteri, Salmoniformes, Salmonidae. Bases 896 to 3106 code for a protein of 736 amino acids. Gene Ontology annotation, cellular component: cytoplasm; ubiquitin ligase complex. Gene Ontology annotation, biological process: ubiquitin-dependent protein catabolic process; protein polyubiquitination; positive regulation of proteasomal ubiquitin-dependent protein catabolic process. The record is from RefSeq and is a predicted model, not a curated record.
GGGUUUUUCCUCCAUCAGAAAGCGAAGAAGCAAGCUGCGAAGAUUAUAUUAUUCUGUUGCGCUCCAAAGAGGGGACGGGGUCCCAGCUGUAUUUUAUAUUCAAACUAUACGCCAAGAUAUAGGCCAUUGAUAUUUUAGGAAUGGUGUGUCAGGUCCCGUAUAGGAGGCUGAGAUGAAAUAGCCUAGACAUGAAGAUGAUUUCAACACGCCCAAAGCAAGCGAUCACUGCCAUCACCGCUCACGGGUGAACACUCACAACGGGUACUAGAAAACGGUCUCAUACCACCCCGAGACGGUCGAUUGAGAGUGUGAGAGAGACACACAGAAGAGAAGAGGAGAAGAAAAAGAGAGAUAAAAGGACUACAGAAGACAUUCUGACCGGAGCAACCACCAAGAAGGAUUUAAGACAUUUUGAAAAACCUCCAAGAAGUUGUUGUAUACAUCUUAUAACGUUCCUCUAAAAAAAAAUGUCUCCUCGUUUGAAUUGAGAAACAUUUACUGAGAAGUGACAGUGACGUUUCCGGUUGUAGUCAUUCUCCUCUUUGUGGUUUACAGUAACAGUUUAUUGUAAUUUUGGACUCACAUGUCCGUUUGGACGAAAGCACACCUGUUACUUUUCUCACAUUUCUUGAUUUGGAGCUGAGUGUGAGGUGUGAAAGCCAGAGGGAGGGAAGGGGAAUUUGGCUAUUUGUUUCUUUUUCUUUCUCUUUCGUCUUCUCGCUUAUUGUUCCAUUUGUGGGUUCAAGAGGAAGGGAAAAAGGGUUUCCAACUGGGUAUCAGUGACAUUCCGUUCUGGUUUCACCCGAGGACAAGUACCCCCGUGUGUGAGAAAAGCUAUAAGACUAUAAUAAGAGCGGAAAAGGAAAGAAGCAACCGUGUGUCACUUUCUGGGAAAAUGGGAUCAGAAAAGGACUCGGAAUCCCCCCACUCCUCGGUGAGCGGCAUUCCCAACCCCAAAUGCCGGGCAUCGGGAAAACGGCAAGGACGCAUCUCCUUCCACAGCCUCUUCCACAGCAAACGGGGUUCCCGGAGCGCCAAAGCAGGUGCGGCUACCCCUUUAUCUCAGCUCCACAACCAACACCAUCAACAACAGCAACUCACCCCUGUUGUUCCCCCCGUAGGCCCUUCCACCCCCACACCUAACCCAGCCCCUACCACCACCGCGACGGACGUUCCCCAGGGCCCAGCCACCGCUCACACCUCCACCCCAGCAGAGCACCUCUCUUCCAGCCGGACCUCCCUGGGUCCGCCCCAGUCCUCCAGCUCCACCACCUCCAGCGCCUCUCCUCCAGCAGACUUCCUGGAGUGCCCCCUGUGCCUGGUGCACCAGCCCCCCGAACAGCUCCCCGAGUUGCUGGGAUGCAGCCACCGCUCCUGCCUGUGCUGCCUGCGCCAGUACCUGCGCAUCGAGAUCACAGAGAGCCGCGUCCACCUCCGCUGCCCCGAGUGCUCGGAGCGACUGGCACCUCAUCAGGUGGCGGACAUCUUGGGCGACGCAGCGCUGCUGGAGAAGUAUGAGGAGUUCCUUCUGCGACGCUGCCUGGCCUCCGACCCGGACUGCCGCUGGUGUCCUGCGCCCGACUGCGGGUUUGCAGUGAUCGCUUCGGGCUGUGCCAGCUGCCCCAGGCUGGUGUGUCGUAGAGAGGGCUGCUUGGCUGAGUUCUGUUACCACUGCAAGCAGGCGUGGCACCCCAACCAGACCUGUGACUCGGCCCGCCAGCAAAGGUCACUCUUCCUGCACACGCAUAGCAACCACUCACCCAGCUACAUGCAGGAGCACGGGCCCGCUGAUGAUAUCAAGCCCUGCCCACGAUGUGGUGCCUACAUAAUCAAGAUGAAUGACGGCAGCUGUAACCACAUGACCUGUGCAGUGUGUGGCUGUGAGUUUUGCUGGCUCUGCAUGAAGGAGAUCUCUGACCUGCACUACCUCAGUCCAUCAGGGUGUACGUUCUGGGGAAAGAAGCCAUGGACUCGUAAGAAGAAGAUCCUGUGGCAGCUGGGCACUCUGAUCGGAGCCCCAGUGGGCAUCACCCUCAUCGCUGGUAUCGCUGUGCCUGCCAUGGUCAUUGGCCUCCCCGUCUAUGUGGGGCGCAAGAUUCACGCCCAUUAUGAUGGGAUGAAGACCAAUCGCCACAGGAGGAACCUGGCCAUCACAGGGGGAGUGGCCCUGUCAAUCAUCACAGCUCCUGUGAUCGCAGCUGUCAGUGUGGGUAUUGGUGUGCCCAUCAUGUUGGCGUAUGUCUAUGGAGUUGUGCCCAUAUCUCUGUGCCGCGGAGGAGGCUGUGGCGUCAGCAGAGGAAAGGGGCGUGGCAUGCGGAUCGACUUUGACGAGGACGACGGCCCAAUCACAGUGGCUGAUGCGUGGCGGGCCCUCAAGUCCCCCAGCCUGGGUGAGAGCAGCCUGGAGGGGGCAGCCAGUGGCAUCAGCACCACCUCCCCCAGCGAUGGCCUCUCUGUGGCCCCCGGGGUCCUGGGGGACACCCCCCACUUCAACACUUUGGCCGGGGGCGCCCUUGGAGCCAGGACUGGCAAAUACAACAGGUUGGAGCUCCAGGGAGGGGAGCUGGGGAAGGACGGUGCCCAGAGAGAGACAGGUAGUCUGGGAGCAGGUAGUGACUGUGCCAGCACCCGGGGCAUGGCAGGCUCCAUUAUCUCCUCCUACACACUCCCUGACAGGGACUGUAAUAACCUGGAGAUCCAGGUGGACAUCGAGACUAAACCCAGCCACCUCUGCCUGACCAGUGAGGAAGACCUAAACAUGCCCCCUGCUGCUAUGGCAGCAUGCCCCGGCUCAGGGGGGGAGGAGCCUCAGGACUGCAGCUCCAGAAGGGGCGGGGCUCUGUUUGGCUCAGCUCUAGGCCUGUCGCCAGGGGCGUCGCUCAGGGAGGGGCUUCGCGAUGUCACUCUGGCCCAGCCCGAGAGCAUCCGCAGCGACCUGGAGAUGUCCGACACCCAAUCAGAUGACAUCGCCGAGCUGACGUCAGACGACUGUGACUCGCCUCAUCCCAAGAGCUGCCGGCCCCCUCAACCCCAGGACACCUGCAGACCCCUUGUCACCUCUGACAGCCUGCACUGUCCCCCGGAUAACGUCAUCCUCCAUGUUUAAGAGUCCGACUGACUUUGAGUGCUCUCAGAGAUUGCACAAACCCAAAAUGUUUUUGUUUUAGCUUUUCUCCAUUGAUUGAUUUAGCUUUUCAGUAAUUUUUUUGCUUCUUUAUUUUUAUUUUUUACAACAAGUCUUACCUGCAGACAACACCUAUCUACAUGUCUGUCUGUCAUUCUAUCAACAUGUCGUUCUCCUUGCAGAGAAUUGGCAGGGUUCUACCUCUCUGAGAUUUAAUACAACGAUUUUAGUUUACUUGGUGCAAAAAUGCCUUGGCUACUUAAGCAAAUUGCCAUACAAAUUUGCCACAAGAAAUACUGCUAAAAAAUAGGAAACAAGGUGAAAUGUCACCAAGCACACCAAUGAGUGAAGGAUUGUGGGGAAUGGGGUUUGUACUAUGGAAGGGGAUAUUUUUAGGGAUGUGUGAGUGUGGCAUUUGUACUGGACUUUGUUGGCUUGAUUUCCUAUUUUUUUCUAUUUAUAAUUGAAUGAUCUUGAAUGGUCUUGAAUUUGCUGUGUGCAUGAGUCUGCAUGAACUGCGUUUUGUAUGGGUGUAUAGGCCUACAAGCAGAGUACGUACCUAAUACACUGGUGGAGUUUACAGUAGUUUGUACAGACACAUGACUUUUAGAGGCGAUCUGCACUUGAAUCUCACCUGCACAGAGAAGAAGAAGAAAUUAGGGGUUAACGAGAGUCGAUGUCGUGGAAGAUAGACAAAUACUUAACCAGCAGACCGUUCCACUUGAAUGACUGAAUGCCUGCCUUACAGACAGUGAUGACGCACUCACUGACGAACACACUGGCUUUCUGACAUGCUAGCUGUCUAACCCACUCGAAUAGUUGUGUGUGUGUGUGUGUGUGUGUUUGAGAGAGAGAGUGUGAGUGAAUGUGUAUGAGAGAUUGAAAGUGUGUGCUACUCAAUCACAAAGACUAUAAAGACAAAGACACAAUAUACAUUUUCAGUAGAAAGCAAUAGUAGAAUGGAAGGACUUCUUGUGAUUGUAUUUGUUUGUCCCACUAUCGAGUGAAUUUAUGAAUGAGCACUUGUGCACUUUAUUUAAAUAUUCAUAUUUUUUUGCUAUUCAUUGGCAAGUUUUCGUCCAUUGCAUAAAAUCAUACUUGUACAAUCAUAGCCAAAUGUUGAUUAUCAGAAACCUUUUUACAGUGUAACAACAUUU